AUGACUGGAAGAAGAAAUGAAAUUGGCAGCAGUUUUAGAAGAACACAGAAAGAAACAGACAAAGACAUUGAAACACUUCAGAGACAGUUGGACGAAUUACAAAUAGUUAACAAAAGUCAAUUAGAGGAACAAAAAACACAGAUAGAAAAAUUAGAAGGCGAGUUACUGUUGAUUGAAGAUGCAAAAUUAAGAUUAGAAGUUAAUAUGCAAGCACUGAAAAUGCAGUUUGAGAGAGACCUGCAGGCCAAAGACAAACAGUUUAAACAAGCACAGACUCAGAUGAAGGAUUAUCAGAGAGACUCGGAAGAAGCCAGAGCCAGUAAAGCCAAACUAGUGUUACAGAUGAAAAUGAAACAAACAAAAGUGAAAACAAGCAGAAUAAUGAACUGGUAA
Molecule: messenger RNA, 393 nt
Organism: Centruroides sculpturatus (bark scorpion)
Lineage: Eukaryota; Metazoa; Arthropoda; Arachnida; Scorpiones; Buthidae
Product: myosin heavy chain, embryonic smooth muscle isoform-like
Exons: 2
Coding region: 1-393 (130 amino acids)
Cellular component (GO): myosin complex
Source: RefSeq, a predicted model, not a curated record